ACUCCUGCUGAAGCAACUGAGACACACCAUUAUAAAGAUGGAGUUUAUUAAAGAGGAGAGUGAAGACAUGAAGAUUGAAGACACAUUCAGAGUCAAACGUGAAGAUACUGAGACACAAACAGACCUGAUGGCACUGAAAGAGGAGAGUCAAGAACUGAAUGAAAUGGAAGAGAAAAACAUCAUGCCUGGAAAAGAAUCUUUCAGUUACUCACAGAACCAUAAAGCAGAAGCUAGAAAUCUUAAUACCCACGUGACGAUUCACACUCCAGAGGAGCUUUACAACUGCAAACUGUGUGGCAAGAGUUUCUCACUAAAAGGGAAUCUUAAGACUCACAUGAGAAUUCACACCGGAGAGAAGCCAUUCAAAUGCUCUCAGUGUGGAAGGACUUUUACACAGAAAAAAACCCUUACAGUCCACAUGAGAAUUCACACCGGAGAGAAACCUUACACCUGUAAACCAAGUGGGCAGAGUUUCACUCAAAAACAAGGCCUUAAAGGCCACUUGAAAAUCCACACUGGAGUUAAUCUCUUUAGAUGCCCUCAGUGUGGAAAAAGUUUUACGCAGAAAAAAACCCUUGAUACCCACAUGAUAAAUCACAGUGGAAAGAAGCCUUACACCUGCAAACUGUGUGGAAAGAGCUUCUCUCUAAAUAGACGACUUAAGGCUCACAUGAAAAUUCACACAGAAGAGAAACCGUUCACAUGCUCUCAGUGUGGAAAGAGUUUUAAAGGGAAAAGAGGUCUUAAUGUCCACAUGAGAAUUCACACUGGAGAGAAACCGUUCACCUGCUCUCAGUGUGGAAAGAGUUUUAAGCAGAAAAGAGAUCUAAAUGGCCACAUGACCAAUCACACUGGAGAAAAGCCUUACGGAUGCAAACUGUGUGGGAAGAGCUUCAAGCAAAAAGAAACUUUUAAGACUCACAUGAGAAUACACACUGGAGAGGAUCCGUUUGUUUGUGAUCAGUGUGGAAAGAGCUUCAGAUGUAGAGAAUACCUUAAUCAUCACAUGAGGAUUCACUCAGGAGAGGACUGUUUUAUAUGUCAUCAGUGCGAAAGGAGUUUCACAGAGAGGAAUCAACUUGAGAAUCAUGUAAAAAUUCACAUCGGGGAGAAGCCUUACAUGUGUCAUCAAUGUGGAAUGAGUUUCACAAAUGGAUUAAACCUGGAGGAUCACAUGAGAAUUCACUCUGGAGAGACGCCUUUCACCUGCAAACUGUGUGGAAAGAGCUUCACAAUUAAAGGGGACCUUAAUAUUCACAUGAAAGUUCACUUUGGAGAGCAGCCUUACAAGUGUCAUCAGUGUGAAGAGAGUUUCACAGACAGGAAUCACCUUGAGAGUCAUGUUAAAGUUCAUAUCGGGGAGAAGCCUUUCUUGUGUCCUCAUUGUGGAAAGAGUUUCACACACAGAUCAAACUUUGAGUAUCACUUAAGAAUUCACACUGGAGAGAAGCCUUUCACCUGUCCUCAGUGUGGAAGGAGCUUCACAGUUAAAGGAAACCUUAAACUGCACAUGAGAGUUCACACUGGAGAGAAACCUUACAAGUGUCUUCAGUGUGAAAAGAGUUUCAGAAUUAAAGGAAACCUUAAGAUUCACAUGCGAGUUCACACUGGAGAGAAGCCUUACAAGUGUGUUCAGUGUGACAUGAGUUUCACAUAUCACAUAAGCCUGAAACAGCAUUUACAAAAUCAUUGUGAAAAGAAUUUCUCGUUUUCCUUCAUGUGACGAGGUUUUUAAAAAGGAGUAAUUUCAGCAAAAAUCUGUGUAUUCACUCUGAGGAAAGACAAUUUAAUUGUGAUCAAUGCAAUAAAGUCAACACACUUAUCCGUAUGUGAAGUCAUGUAAAUGUGAGAGCCUGUUUAUGUUCUUAGUAUGACAAUAGAAAAUGCACAUUCUUGAAA
This is a messenger RNA of Carassius carassius (crucian carp), 1899 nucleotides long. Its product is annotated as gastrula zinc finger protein XlCGF57.1-like. The coding region runs from base 38 to 1723 and encodes 561 amino acids. Gene Ontology annotation, biological process: regulation of transcription by RNA polymerase II. NCBI's taxonomy places the organism in Eukaryota, Metazoa, Chordata, Actinopteri, Cypriniformes, Cyprinidae. Gene Ontology annotation, molecular function: RNA polymerase II cis-regulatory region sequence-specific DNA binding; DNA-binding transcription factor activity. The transcript has 2 exons. The record is from RefSeq and is a predicted model, not a curated record.